Messenger RNA from Gordionus sp. m RMFG-2023, 1096 nucleotides. RefSeq lists its product as uncharacterized. NCBI's taxonomy places the organism in Eukaryota, Metazoa, Nematomorpha, Gordioida, Chordodea, Parachordodidae. The transcript is spliced from 6 exons. The record is from RefSeq and is a predicted model, not a curated record. Bases 152 to 1096 code for a protein of 314 amino acids.
AUUUUCAUUUAGCAUUUUAUCAAGUUAAUAUUUACACAUUUCCUAUUUGGUACUUUUCUUAGAGAUUUUAGCAGGAUAAAUUUUAGGUAAUUUUUUGAGUCAUGCAUAAAAACAUAUAUCAGCAAGCAAAGAAUAAUAAAAAACAUAAUAUAUGCCAAGUAACAAAACCAUAUUUAAAGUUAAGUGCAAUAUUAAAAAUUGCAAAACUUCUAAAAUAAGAAGUGACAAGAUACAUGAACAUUAUAAACAUAAACAUCCUCAUGUCAAGCCAGCUGAUAUGAAAUUUACAAAGGUAGCCAUCAAAAGAGAUAAUAAUAAUUGGGUAUCUUUAAAUUGUGAUAUUCCAUAUAAUAUCACAAAUGGAGUUGAAACCCAGUUGCAAAAAAAGACAAUAACAUCUUACUUCCAAAAAAUAUCCAUUUUUACUCCCGCUGGAAUUAUGGAUAAUGAAAAAAUAGAAGGAUGGCAAAUAUCCGAAAUUUGUAAUACUUAUCAAUUGGAUGUCCAAAACAUUGUUGAUGAAUAUAAUGAUUUUCGCUCUUUAUAUUUGGAGUCUCAAUCAAUCAUUUUUUGCGAAGAUCUUUUAAAAGUUAAAAAGAAUGACGCGUUAUAUAUUGAUGAAAGUAUUGCAAACGAUCAAAUUACCAAAGAAAAUAUCAACAGCGAAAUCAUGACCAAAAUAAAAAAAUGGAUAAAAUUUUCUUUUAUAUUACCAUACCGACUUUUAAAUCAAUUAAAUUCUUAUUCAAAUUUAAAUUUAUUAUAUAAAUAUUUAUUAACCCUUCCUACAACUUCCUGUUCAGCCGAAAGAGCCAUGAGUAAAGUAAAAAUUAACAAAACUCGAAUGCGGAAUAAAAUUUCGGACCCAUUUUUGGAAAAUUUACUGUUAAUAUCCAGCGAAAUGGAUAUGAAACAGGCUUCAAUUCCCACGUCAUUUUCCACUAUGGAUGGGCACCUCUGGGUAAGAGGCCAUCCGUCAAACUCCCUCCUUCAAAGGGGAAAAACGUAUCGAUGCACCAUAGGAAUAAAUGGUAUUAAAAAACAUGAUUAUAGACGGGGCAUUUACAUCAAUAAAAUACAAAACUUACCUGGAUAA